AUGCGCCGAGUUGUCGUGACGGGCCUGGGGGCCAUCACGCCUCUCGGGCUCGGGAUCCAGAGAACAUGGACUCGCCUCAUUGCCGGCGAAUCAGGCAUUGUCAGCGUUGCGCAGCGAGAGCCUCAAGAACGAUGGAGAGAGCUGACAUGCACUGUUGCCGGCGUCGUUCCGGGAGGGCCCGGCGGGAAAUCCAACGGCUUAUGGAAAGCCGACGACUGGCUCAGUGCCGCGGAGCAGCGUCGCAUGUCCACCUUUACGCAGUAUGCAGUUGCGGCCAGUGAUAUGGCCUUGAAGGAUGCCGGAUGGGAAGCAUUGAGGCAAGAAGAGCAGGAGGCGACUGGGGUAUGCCUGGGAAGCGGCAUAGGAAAUCUGGAAGAGAUGUAUGACACGAGCUUGGCUCACAGCAAUGGGGGCUACAGAAAAGUUUCGCCACUUUUCGUGCCCAAGCUCUUGAUCAAUAUGGCUGCAGGACACAUCGCCAUGAGGCACGGCUUCCAAGGUCCAAAUCAUGCAGCCACCACAGCGUGCACUACGGGAGCGCACUCCAUCGGAGAUGCAGCUCGUUUCAUCGCACUGGGAGAUGCUGAUGUCAUGGUUGCCGGCGGAGCAGAAUCGUGCAUCCAUCCUCUUACCUUUGCUGGUUUCGGCAGAGCUCGCUCGCUGGCCACGGCGUACAAUGACAAGCCACAGGCAGCAUGUCGCCCAUUCGAUGCUGAUCGAGACGGCUUCGUCAUUGCCGAGGGAGCAGCAGUAUGUGUGCUGGAGGAGCUCGAACACGCAAAGGCCAGGGGAGCCAACAUCUAUGCCGAAAUCAGUGGGUAUGGAUGCAGCGGAGAUGCGUACCACAUGACGGCGCCGCGAGAGGAUGGGCAUGGUGCAUAUCUAGCCAUGAAGAAGGCUUUGAAGAGCGCGGGCAUUAAGCCGUCACAAGUCGACUACGUCAACGCACAUGCUACAAGCACGCAGGUGGGAGACGCGGCCGAAGCCGCAGCCAUAAAGCGCCUCAUGCUCGGCGAGGAAGGUGUUUCGUCUGAGUCUCAAGUUACUGUGAGCAGCACCAAGGGCUCAAUAGGACAUUUGCUAGGUGCCGCAGGUGCUAUUGAGGCCCUGUUUUGCAUCUUGGCCAUCCAUGAGGGAAUUGUGCCGGCUACGCUGAACCUGGAGCGGCAGAAUGUAGGUGCCGACUUCAAUUUUGUCCCACUAAUAUCUCAAGGAAAGGAAGUCAAGGUUGCGUUGAGCAAUAGCUUUGGAUUUGGCGGAACUAACAGCACCCUUGUGUUUUCCAAGCUUGAGUGA
This is a messenger RNA of Trichoderma asperellum CBS 433.97, 1296 nucleotides long. RefSeq lists its product as uncharacterized. Gene Ontology annotation, cellular component: mitochondrion. Lineage: Eukaryota; Fungi; Ascomycota; Sordariomycetes; Hypocreales; Hypocreaceae. Gene Ontology annotation, molecular function: 3-oxoacyl-[acyl-carrier-protein] synthase activity. Gene Ontology annotation, biological process: fatty acid biosynthetic process. The record is from RefSeq and is a predicted model, not a curated record.